Messenger RNA from Lotus japonicus, 807 nucleotides. RefSeq lists its product as uncharacterized. The coding region runs from base 1 to 807 and encodes 268 amino acids. The record is from RefSeq and is a predicted model, not a curated record. NCBI's taxonomy places the organism in Eukaryota, Viridiplantae, Streptophyta, Magnoliopsida, Fabales, Fabaceae. The transcript is spliced from 2 exons.
AUGGACUUUUCAUCACUGCAACAGUUCAAAAAUGCACUAGUUGAUCAUUGUGUUGCUCAAGGCAGAGAAUUCAAAUACAUGAAAAAUGACAGCAUAAGGGUUAGGAUAAAGUGCAGAAGUGAGGAUUGUCCAUUUGUCAUCUUGUGCAACAAGGUUGGCAACAAAGAGACUUUUAGAAUCAAAACUCUAGUUGGAGAUCACACAUGUGCUAGAGUGUUUGAUAAUAAGUCAGCUAAUGUAAGGUGGGUCAAGCAGAAGCUGUUGAAUAAAGUGAGUACAAUGAAUAAGAUCAGCACAAAUGAAAUUGUGGAUGAUUUCAGAGUUAAUCUUGGCACUGGAAUAACUAGAUACAGAGCAUGGAAGGGUAAGCAGUUGGCAAUUGAAGAGGUUGAGGGAGCCAUUGAAAUGCAGUAUACUCUUAUGUGGAGAUUUAGCAAUGAAUUGAGGAGGAUGGCAGCAGGAAACACAUGCAAAAUGAAUUUUGAAACACAAAGAAGCACUUUGUUUCCUAGAUUCAGUAGAUUUUACAUGUGCCUGGAAGGAUGUAAGAGAGGAUUUCUAGGUGGGUGUAGGCCAUUCAUUGGCUUGGAUGGUUGUCAUUUGAAGACUAAACAUAGAGGGAUAUUGUUGGCAGCAGUUGCUAGAGAUGCGAAUGAGCAGUAUUUCCCAUUAGCCUUUGGUGUGGUUGAGUCUGAAACCAAAGAAAGUUGGAUGUGGUUUAUGGAGCUGUUGAUGGAUUACAUUGACCCUGAAAGAUCAAGAAGAUGGGUCUUUAUAUCAGACCAACAAAAGCUAAUGUAUGUUUAA